CCCCCCAAUCCUGAUUCCACCACUCCAUCCAUCCAUACAUCAUCAUUCAUCCAUCUAUUUCACCAUAGAAAAGAUAAAAGAAGAAAUUCCUUUAUCUCAUUUAUUAUUCAUCAAACCUUGACCCAAACAAUAAAACAUUUUUAAAAAAAUCCAUAUUCUUUGCCAUCCCUAUUUUCCUUAUCUUUCAUCUCAACCAACAACUCAUCUUUUGGUGUUUAUUUUCUCUUUCCUUUUUUUAACUUUAGUGUCAUUUCUUAUCAAUUUGUUUCUCUCUCCUUUUCCCCCCAACUAUAUAAUCCAUCUACCCUUCAUUUUCCUUCAUCUCAUUUCUCCAAAGUGGACACACACACACACAUAUACCAUCUUUUCUUUCCAUCUUCCUCCAACUAACAAAGCAAACAAGUCAUUACCAAGUUUUUUUCUUUUUUCUUUUUUAUUAUUUUAAUAUUUUUUCUCCUUAAUUAUCUCUCUCUUGUGACUUGGCUAGGUUUGAUUUUUCAGUUUUUUUUUUUUCUUUCUCCAUCUCAUCCCCAACAACAUUCCCACAACUUAUUUUGGUCUAAGAUCCUCACAUCCCUCCUUUGUCUCUUACCUUUUUGCACUAUAUAUUAAGCCCUUCAUUUCCUUCUCUCUCUUCACUAGAGUCAAGCUUGACAAUACUCUCUUUCUUUAUUAUCCCAUCCUUUUGUUUUUUUUAAAGGACCUUAUUUUACCUCCAUCCAAACACGGCCUUAUCAUUUAUCAAGUUUAUUUUAGUUCAUAAUGGAAGUUAGCGUUGCCGAAAGUAAUGAUAAUAUUAUUACUAACGUUGUUAGCAAGAAAAGAAACUGGGAAGAUGAAGAUGACUCAACUGAGUUUGAUUCUGUUUCCCCCGAGUCUAAGCGGCUUAAUGUUGCUACGGAUUCAUGCCUAGAUUUCCCGCCCGAGUCUGACCGAGUCGAACCGGAGGCGAAUCUUGACUCGGCCCGGUGUGACUCGCCGGUGUCGGAGGUCUGUCAGAUUGAUUACGGUGAUAACUCUGUGGAAUCAAACGAAACCGGGGAUGCGGAGGAGUCGGCUGCCUCGCCGGAGGUUGUGAAGUUCCGGGAAGACAUUUUGGAUAUUCUCGACGAGCCGGAGACGGUGCCGGACGCUCAGGACCUUGACUCUGUUAUCAGAAGCUUCGAGGAGGAGAUACUUCAAUUGUCGCCUUCCCUUUCCCACCGGGCGGACGGCGAGAUGACGUCAUUUCCCGGCGAGACACAGCCUGACCUCGGCUACCUUCUGGAAGCAUCUGACGAUGAGUUGGGCCUUCCGCCCACCGUCGCCGUCUCCGGUGACUCAUCGGAAAACCAGCCCAUGAAUCCGGCCGUCUCUAAUGAGGCAGUCGUCGACGGAAUCGGAGAUAUGGUUGGGUUUCAGGAUGAGUUGCCCUGUUAUGGCUCAUUCGACUUCGGAAUGGAGGAUGGAGUACCCGACGGGCAGAAUUACGGCGAAAACGGAAACGGCGAUUUCGUUACCGUUGAUGGGCUGUUUGAUUACGCUGACGGGUCGGAAUUUUCGGACUUGGCCUGGAGGCCGGAAUCUUUGCCCGCUUUGUAAAAGCAGAAGGUUCUGGCUGGGCCCAGAUUAGAAAUUAGAUGCUGUCGAUGAAAAUUAGUGUAGGCUUUGUAAAUCUGGGUAGAAUGCAGCAACAGGAAGGAAGGAAUAGAAGCUAAAUUAGGAGGGAAAAAAAAAUCAACUUUUAAUGCAUUUAUUUAUUAUGACGAGAUGCAGAAAUUUAUUUGAUUGGUUCAAUUGUUCUUUUAUUCUUUUUUUUUUUCUUACUUAAAAUUUUUGUUUGCGAAUUCUUCCGCAUCAUUUCGUAACGGGUAAUCAUAUUAGGCUCAUGCUAAUUGUACUUUUGAA
Oldenlandia corymbosa var. corymbosa is the source of this 1887-nucleotide messenger RNA. NCBI's taxonomy places the organism in Eukaryota, Viridiplantae, Streptophyta, Magnoliopsida, Gentianales, Rubiaceae. The record is from the annotation of a GenBank genome assembly.